GCCCGUUUCCUUCCGUCGCGUCCGCCUCAGUAAAACCCCAUUUCUUUCCUCAUAUUCCCUUCUCUCCCCGUGACCGUACAACUACCCUCUUUUUCUCUCUCUUUCUGAAAUAUCACUUUUUCUGUGUCUUCCAUCUAGGGUUUAUAUCCUCACCAAAACCCUAAACUUUUAUUUAUUUAUUAUAUUUAAUUAGGUAAUUGUUAAUAGUAGUAGUGAUAGCAAAUAGAUUAAAAAAAUGGAUAGUGCAAUCACUGAUGGAGGUGGAGAUGCUUCAACUAGCAGUGGAGGUGGAGGAGGACAACAAUUACCUGCUGUUUCGCCGGUUCCGAUAUCAACAGCGUCGAAUGCACCGCCCCCGUUCUUAAGCAAAACGUACGACAUGGUUGAUGACCCAGCAACGGAUGCUGUAGUGUCUUGGAGUCCGACAAACAAUAGCUUUGUUGUGUGGAACCCGCCGGAAUUCGCUCGUGACCUCUUACCCAAGUAUUUCAAGCACAACAACUUCUCCAGCUUCGUCAGGCAGCUCAACACCUAUGGUUUCCGGAAGGUUGAUCCAGACCGCUGGGAAUUUGCCAAUGAAGGAUUCUUGAGGGGUCAAAAACACCUUCUUAAGAGUAUAAGCCGGCGGAAACCUGCCCAUGGACAUGGUCAUCAACAGGCACAACAACCACACGGACAGAGUUCAUCUGUGGGUGCGUGUGUUGAGGUUGGGAAAUUUGGGCUGGAGGAAGAAGUUGAGAGGCUAAAGAGGGACAAGAAUGUGCUUAUGCAAGAACUUGUUAGGCUGAGGCAGCAACAGCAGACUACUGAUAGUCAAUUGCAAACCAUGGUGCAGCGGCUUCAAGGCAUGGAGCAGCGGCAGCAACAGAUGAUGUCAUUCCUAGCUAAAGCUAUGCAGAGCCCUGGUUUCUUCGCUCAGUUUGUACAGCAACAAAAUGAAAGCAAUAGGCGCAUAACAGAAGCUAAUAAAAAACGAAGGCUCAAGCAAGAUGGUAUUCCUGAGAAUGAGAGUUCUACUUCGCCUGAUGGUCAGAUUGUGAAGUAUCAACCUCUCGUGAAUGAGGCAGCAAAAGCGAUACUGAGGCAAAUCAUGAAAAGCAAUGCUGAGGCAACCUCUUAUAACAAUGGUCUCGAAGGUUUCCUGAUUGGCAGCGAUUCACCAACAUCCAGCAGAAUGGAGAGUGGGGGCUCUUCAAAUCGUAUAUCAGGAGUAACUCUUCAAGAAGUGCCACCAACUUCUGGCCAGUCGACUUAUUUACCGGCAGCUUCAGGGCAAACAGCGCAUGGCCCAACAACUUCCAUCUCAGAAAUGAAAUCCUCCCUGUGCAUAGAUGGUUCUAAGAAGUUAACAGCUUCUCAAUUUCCAGAUAUAAGUGCACUGGUUGGGUCAGAAGAGGCACCGUCCAUUUCUAUUCCUCAGUCAGAUGUAGUCAUGCCUCCACUCUCUCAAAUACCAGAUAUGGCACCAGAAAGUAUAGUUGAUGAAGAUUAUAUGCAACCUGAGAGUGGCGAUGAUGAAUUUAUGGAUCUGACUUCACUAGGAAUUGGCAAUCCCGAUACCGAUAUUGAUAUAUUGCUGGAAAAUUCAAGCUUCUGGGAUGAACUUGUGCAAAGUCCAGUGCCAGAGGAUAUUGAGUCGAGCUCCGUGGAUGUUCAAACAAAGGAAAAUGACGUGAGGCCAAUGGACAAUGGGUGGAAUAAUACGCAGCGCAUGGAUCAGCUUACGGAACAAAUGGGGCUACUAACAUCAGAAACUAAAAAGCUUUGAUCUUGUUUACCAAUGUACAUUUGUUGCACCCUGCGCUAGGUAAAACACCUAGAUAAACGUUUAGCCCUUAAAAUCAUAGAUUUUGUAACUGUUUGGCCACUGGAAAAACAGUAAAUACCUUUUGUACUUGUUUACUCAUGGUUUUCUUUCUGCUUAUACGAGGACUCAAAUUAAUUCC
Molecule: messenger RNA, 1946 nt
Organism: Ricinus communis (castor bean)
Lineage: Eukaryota; Viridiplantae; Streptophyta; Magnoliopsida; Malpighiales; Euphorbiaceae
Product: heat shock factor protein HSF8
Exons: 2
Coding region: 236-1768 (510 amino acids)
Biological process (GO): regulation of transcription by RNA polymerase II
Cellular component (GO): nucleus
Molecular function (GO): DNA-binding transcription factor activity; RNA polymerase II cis-regulatory region sequence-specific DNA binding
Source: RefSeq, a predicted model, not a curated record